Anopheles stephensi (Asian malaria mosquito) is the source of this 1741-nucleotide messenger RNA. Its product is annotated as LETM1 domain-containing protein 1. Gene Ontology annotation, molecular function: ribosome binding. Gene Ontology annotation, cellular component: mitochondrial inner membrane. Gene Ontology annotation, biological process: intracellular monoatomic cation homeostasis. Bases 152 to 1300 code for a protein of 382 amino acids. The transcript has 4 exons. Lineage: Eukaryota; Metazoa; Arthropoda; Insecta; Diptera; Culicidae. The record is from RefSeq and is a predicted model, not a curated record.
CGGUACGCACUGUGCUAGCUGUCAAACAGAUAAACAUUCGGCCGGUGUGUGCAGUGUGUUGUCGUUCGCAAUAGGGGGAAGAAAAAUGAUGUAAUAUAGACAAAAAAGCGGUGUAUUUCAGUCCCAAUUUCGUUCCCGGUUGCCUGAAACCAUGUCGCUGGCGUUGUUGCGAACGCUGUGCCGCCAUCAGCAGCACGUGCUACAACAGCGGCAGCCCGUUUCGUUCGUGGGCAGCAGUGCGAUCCGCUGUGCCGUCCGAUUUCAGAGCACGGCCGGUGGAGAAGAUAAGGCUCCCAAACAGGACAGCAACGACAAACAGUCCACCAAAGAGCGGCUGGCGGCCAAAUACAGCCGGGAGAAUGUGAAGCGCAACGUGCAGGGGUACGUCUUUUCACGGUUUUUCGACUACGUGAAAAACUAUGACAAGGUGAUCGAGAAGAAGUUCCCAUCGGCGGUACACGUGUACCGGGUGUUUUUGGUCGGGGUGCGCGAUUUCUUUAACGACAUGAAGAAGCUAGUCAAAAUCACGAAAAUCGUUUACUCGCACGAUAAUGACCUGCGGUGCCUGACGCGGAAGGAGAUCGAGCUGUACUACCAGAUGCCGCGGGACAUGAAGAAGGUGGCGCCGGUACUGCUCAUAUCGGCGCUACCGUUCGCGAAUUAUGUGAUAUUUCCUCUAGCUUAUAUGUACCCUCGAACGCUACUGACGUCUCAUUUCUGGUCGGUACAGCAGAAGGUAGAUUUCGCUCAGAUAGAUCUACGCAAUCGGCUCCUGUACAAUCGGCGCGUCUUUCGCUGCAUGCAGUCGAAGCUGGACGCACUGAAAAAGACACACGAUCCGGCGUACGAGAAGUUUAGCUAUAUAUUGGGCUUGCUCGGGAGCGGGCUGCAUCCAACGUCGGAAGAAAUAUUGGACGUGAGGGAGGUAUUCCAGCGGCCGCCCUUCCAUCUGAACAGUUUAUCCUCAUCACAUUUGAAAUAUCUUUGCCGAUUACACGACAUUCAUGCCGGACUGUUGCGGCGGUUUCGGUUAAGCGAACGAGCUUACGUAGUACACCACAUGGAUAUGGCGAUCAAGCGUGAAGGUGGCGUGCACAACAUGCCAAUCGAAUCGCUGAAGCAUGCGUGCUACAUCCGCGGACUGAACGCACACAACAUGAGUGUGGAAAGCAUGAUCGAUUGGCUGCAGGAAUGGGUCAAAGUGUCACUGGUUGUGGAUGAGGAUUGCAUCAGUAUGCUGCUGCAUCUGCCGAUCUUACUGACGUAUAACCAUACAAGUAACUGGAUCCUAAUACACUGAUAUUGGUGGCAAUGUGGGACAAGCAAGUUGUUCACCAUAUAACGAAGGGGAAAAAGAACAAUCAGAAGAUAAGAAAAGGGUAAAAAGCGUAUCAAAAAAAGACAGCGAGUGUCGGUUCUAUAAAGAAAGUACAACAAUUCACUCUGAUUGUUGCUGAUCCUAAUUCAGCGCUCGAAAAAAAGGAAAGUGCAAUUUCCAGUUUCUUUUAGAACUUAAAAACAAAGUGAUCCACAACAACACCAGUAAUUGUUAAAUUGUUUAUCCUUUUUUUUUAUUUAAAGUUAGCAUAUCAACGCUAACGAUGGUUGUUAUUUGUUGCAUGACUUCUUUCACUAUAUUUUAUUCCCUCUCUUCCUCUCUUUAAUCAUUCAACUCUACUACCACUUACUUAUGAAGCUUACGGUGAAAUAUAUCCAUGAUCAAAGGGUGAUUAUUAAAGCA